Messenger RNA from Aureobasidium subglaciale EXF-2481, 1365 nucleotides. RefSeq lists its product as uncharacterized. NCBI's taxonomy places the organism in Eukaryota, Fungi, Ascomycota, Dothideomycetes, Dothideales, Saccotheciaceae. Gene Ontology annotation, cellular component: nucleus; nuclear origin of replication recognition complex. Gene Ontology annotation, biological process: DNA replication initiation; DNA replication. The coding region runs from base 1 to 1365 and encodes 454 amino acids. The record is from RefSeq and is a predicted model, not a curated record. The transcript is spliced from 3 exons. Gene Ontology annotation, molecular function: DNA replication origin binding.
AUGGGCCUAGAAAUGCUGCCGGAUGAGAUUGUUUUUUCCCUGACUAACCAGUGGCCAUGUAGAGACUUGCAGAUCAAGACUCUCUCUGCCCUGCUUUCUCCUAGGUUAAACAGCUCGGGAACAUUAGUUGUACAUGGUCCCGAAUCUACUGGCAAGACUGGCCUGUUAAAAUCGUACUUGGCGCUUUCUGGUCUGCAGCAUGCAUUUAUUCCGUGCUCCGAGUGCAUUACUGGUCGUCACUUCUUAGAGCGAACUCUGGCCGCUUGUGUGGAAGCCAUCGAAUCGGCGACUCAAGUCUCUUUGGACGGCGUCAUUCCUGCGAGAUGUGAAAAUCUAAGCACACUGACUAGCUCUUUGGACCGCCUCUUGGAAGGAGUCGACAAAUUUGUACUGGUUCUGGACGGUAUUGAUGAGCAAAGAGAGGCUCCUCCGACUCUGCUGCCUACACUAGCACGUCUGGGUCAACUCAUACCAUGUCUCAGCGUUGUCAUGAUUGUCACCUAUCCUCACCCGCGGCUUCUUCAUCUUCCAGGAGCUCCGCACAUCUACUUCUCACCAUAUACACGCGAACAAGCCAUCCAAAUCGUUUGCUGCCAGCCCCCGCACAUCUUCAAUGAGCCUCUCUCGCCGUCUGCCAACUAUUCGGAAGAACUCUCGGCCGAGGAUGAUGCAUGGCUCUGGUCACGGUACUGCGCUGCUGUUUGGGACUCUCUGGCCAGUGGUGCUGCGCGAGAUGUUGUGACUUUCAGAUCUAUACUUGACAAGCUCUGGCGGCCUUUCGUCCAGCCAAUAGUCGAUGGCACAUAUGGCACUCGAGACUUCAGCAAACUCAUGGUGGCACAGCGCAAACUCUUUCAGGCUGAGAAAUGUCUGCUCGAUUCUGUUAUUGACGAGCCCCCAGAGGAUGCUGGUAUCCUGACUGAUGUUACUCACGACUUACCUUAUUACUCCAAGUGGUUACUCUGUGCCGCUUACCUUGCCUCCUUCAACCCGGCCCGCCAAGACAACAUCUACUUCAUGAAAGCUACAGAACGAAAGCGGCGCAGAAAAGGCGGCGGUGCUAUUGCUGGCCGCGAAUCUAAGAAUCGCAAGAUCCCAAGACAUCUGCUCUCACCAAGUCCCUUCCCACUGGAUAGACUACUGGCCAUUCUACACGCCGUCUUGCCGCAUGAUCUCGUCCCGACAAUGGACAUAUAUACACAACUGGCAACACUCUGUUCCCUACGUUUGCUCUUGAGGACCGCGGUCAUUGGCGGUGAUGUGCUGGAGCCGGGCGCCAAAUGGAAGGUCAACUUCGGAUGGGAAUAUGCACUCAAGUUGGCUCGGAGUGUUGGCUUUGACAUCACGGACCAUGUAGCUGAGUGA